This is a messenger RNA of Fraxinus pennsylvanica, 570 nucleotides long. NCBI's taxonomy places the organism in Eukaryota, Viridiplantae, Streptophyta, Magnoliopsida, Lamiales, Oleaceae. The record is from the annotation of a GenBank genome assembly.
AUGGGGGAUAACAAUUUCAACUUGCCACCUGGUUUUCGAUUCAAUCCUAGUGAUGAAGAGCUCGUCGUCCAUUUCCUUCAUCGAAAGGCCUCCCUUUUACCUUACCACCCUGAUAUCAUCCCUGAUCUCGACCUCUAUCCCUAUGAUCCAUGGGAACUAGAUGGUAAAGCAAUGAGUGAAGGCAACAAAUGGUACUACUACAGCAGGAGGACACAAACCAGAAUAACUGGUAGUGGAUAUUGGCAGUCUUUGGGUGUAGAUGAACCAAUUUAUUCUAGUGCUGCCCAAAAAGUUGGCAUGAAGAAAUGUUAUGCAUUUUACACAGGUGAAUCUCCAGAGGGUGUUAAAACAAAUUGGAUAAUGCAGGAAUUUAGGCUCUCUGAUUCUUCUUCUUCUUCAUCAAGAAGAAGAAGUUCCAAGUCGGAAUAUAGUAAAUGGGUGGUGUGUCGAGUGCAGCAGUACAACAACAAUAACGAUGAUGAUCAUGAUGGUGAUAGUACAGGACUUUCAUGCUUGGAUGAAGUUUUCUUGUCGUUGGAUGAUCUCGACGAAAUUAGUUUGCCGAAUUAG